This is a messenger RNA of Canis lupus familiaris (dog), 2072 nucleotides long. RefSeq names its product carbohydrate sulfotransferase 13 (gene CHST13). Gene Ontology annotation, biological process: proteoglycan biosynthetic process; carbohydrate biosynthetic process. Bases 988 to 2061 code for a protein of 357 amino acids. The transcript has 3 exons. Gene Ontology annotation, molecular function: sulfotransferase activity. Gene Ontology annotation, cellular component: membrane. The record is from RefSeq and is a predicted model, not a curated record. Lineage: Eukaryota; Metazoa; Chordata; Mammalia; Carnivora; Canidae.
AACUGCUGAGCCACCUAGGGAUCCCCCCAAGGGUUUUUUAAUUCUAUUAAUAUGGUUUAUUACUUUGAUUUUUGUAUAUUGAGACACUCUUGCACUCCUGGGGUAUAUAUUACUUGGUUAUAUAUAGCUGUUUUUAUAUGUUGAUGGAUUCAGUUUGCUAGUUUGUUUGUUGAGGAUUUUGCAUCUAUGUUCAUAAGAGAUACUGUUCUGUAGUUUCCUUGUGAUGUCUCUGAUUUUGGUAUCAGGGUAAUUCUGGGCUGAUUUGGGAGGUAUUUUGCAUCCCCCAAUUCUGUUGUAGUUUUUUUUUGUUAGGGGGCGUAAAGAAUUUGAAAGAGAUUACUGUUAAUUCUUCUUUAAAUAUCUAGUAAAAUUUACUAAUGAGUCCUCUGAUUCUAGGCUUUUCUUUGUGUUUUUUUUUUUUUUACAUUAUUACAAUGUAUUUACUUGUUAUAUGUCAUUGAGAUUUUCUAUUUCUUUUUGAGUCAAUUUCAGGAAUUUGCAUCUUUUUAGGAAUCUGUCCAUUUUAUGUAGAUUACCUAAUUUGCUUUUAUACAAUUGUUCGUACCUUUCUCAUUUCUGUAAGAUUUAAUACUAAUGGUUUCUCUUUCAUUCCUGUUUUUAGUAAUUUGAGACUUCAUUCUUCUUGGUUGGUCUAGCUAAAGUUUUGCCAAUUUUGGUGAUCUUUUUGAAGAAUGCUUAUACCUUAUUAAUUUAUUAAAAAUAUAAUCAUUUUAGAAAAAUGUGAUCAAGAACCAUAAGAUCAUGAACCUAUACUUACCUAAAUCAAUCAGAUUACAAAUAAUAUAUUCAUAUUAACUGAAUAGGUAGGAAGAUACUCCUUAAAACACACUUAGGGUAAAAGAAUACAUUUAGUAAGCAGAGUUUUUGGUGGUUUUAGGAAGACUGAGCAAUGCAACACUGAGACAGAUAGAUAGCAUUCCUGUGUGUUGUCUUCCAGGCUGGGAGACAGUGAAACCUGCAUUUAUCAUGAAGUGGCAUAAGUGGCCAGUGGCUACUGGCCAGGGAAGUAGAAGCUGCUUAGGAGUCCACGGAGGUCAUGUGACUUGGUGGACUGUCAUUGGAGAGCCUGUAGCUUGGCUGUGCCACCUCUGUUGCUACACCCAGCUUGCAUUUGAAAACAGCCUGAGCUCUGGCUGGCUCAGUGGGAAGAGGAGAAGUCCUCUGCAGAUGCUUUAUGACUUGGACCAGGGCCCGCGCUCCGCCCUGGCCGCCCUGGCCGCCGAGCACCGCCAGCGCCGCGACCUGCUGCGCCGCGCCUGCAGCCGCCACACGCGCCGGCAGCGCCUGCUGGGGCCCGAGGACCUGCGGCACGUGCUGGUGGACGACGCGCACGGCCUGCUCUACUGCUACGUGCCCAAGGUCGCCUGCACCAACUGGAAGCGCGUGCUGCUGGCGCUGAGCGGCCGCGGCCCCGCCGACCCGCGCGCCAUCCCCGCGCACGAGGCGCACGCGCCGGGCCGCCUGCCCUCGCUCGCCGACUUCGGCCCGGCCGAGAUCAACCGGCGGCUGCGCGCCUACCUGGCCUUCCUGUUCGUGCGCGAGCCCUUCGAGCGCCUGGCCUCGGCCUACCGCAACAAGCUGGCGCGGCCCCACGGCGCGGCCUUCCAGCGGCGCUUCGGCACGCGCAUCGUGCGGCGCCUGCGGCCGCGCCCCCGGCCCGAGGCGCUGGCCCGCGGCCACGACGUGCGCUUCGCCGAGUUCCUGGCCUACCUGCUGGACCCGCGCACGCGCCGCGACGAGCCCUUCAACGAGCACUGGGAGCGCGCGCACGCCCUCUGCCACCCGUGCCGCCUGCGCUACGACGUGGUGGGCAGGUUCGAGACGCUGGCGGACGACGCGGCCUUCGUGCUGGGCCUGGCGGGCGCGCCGCACCUGCGCUUCCCCGCGCCGCCGCCCGGCGCCCCCGCCGCCGCCCGCGCCCGCGCCGAGCGCCUCUUCCGCGACGUCAGCCCCUUCUACCAGCGGCGCCUCUUCGACCUGUACCGCAUGGACUUCCUGCUCUUCAACUACUCGGCCCCCGCCUACGUGCGGCUGCGCUAGGCCGGGGCGCC